Fulmarus glacialis (Northern fulmar) is the source of this 732-nucleotide messenger RNA. RefSeq names its product otopetrin 1 (gene OTOP1). The annotation marks the transcript as partial. The transcript has a single exon. Gene Ontology annotation, cellular component: membrane. Gene Ontology annotation, molecular function: proton channel activity. Gene Ontology annotation, biological process: proton transmembrane transport; inner ear morphogenesis. NCBI's taxonomy places the organism in Eukaryota, Metazoa, Chordata, Aves, Procellariiformes, Procellariidae. The record is from RefSeq and is a predicted model, not a curated record.
UUUCAGAUGAUCAUGCACCUCAAUGCAAUUGCACAACAACAACUCUCUGUUCGAUAUUUUCUCAAGGAAUAUAUUAUCUAUACCCCUUUAAUAUAGAGUACCACAUCCUAGCAUCCACGAUGCUCUAUGUCCUGUGGAAGAACAUCGGCCGCAAAGUCGAGCACCACCAACAGCACAAAACUCCAUUCAAAUUCCACGGCAUAACUAUUGGAAUGAUUUUUGGACUAAUUGUGUUAACUAGCACGAUAGCCGUAGUUGUUGUGUAUUUAAUUCAGAUUGGACGUUCAAAAAUCAAAAGUGAGUUAGCACUUACUAUGUUUUAUUUGCAUGCCAUCUUUGUGUUGGCCCUGAUGUGUACAGCUGGAAUCGUCGCCCUUCUCAUCUACAGACUGGAAGAUAGAUCGUUGGAUAAUUCAAAAAAUCCCGCUCGAAAACUUGAUGCAGAACUGCUGGUGGGCACGGCUGCAGGGUCCUGGCUCCUCUCCUGGGGCUCGAUCCUCGCCAUUAUCUGUGCCCAGGCUCAUCCAAAAUACACAUGGUAUAACCUGCCCUACUCCGUCCUGGUUAUUAUUGAGAAAUAUAUUCAGAACCUCUUUAUCAUUGAAUCCAUACAUCGUGAGCAGGAAAAGGUGAACGAUGAUAUUAAAACUCUUCGAAUAGUGACUAUAUCUCGGGGGAGCACUUUAUCACUUACCCCCUCGUACAAAGAGAUUUACAAUGGCAGAGCCGCUC